AUGUUUAGCGAGUUUGAAUUUGCUGGGAAACUGAAUCCUACUUUUGUGGAAGGGGAAUUUAAGCUCCCAUUAUCAAGCAUACGAGCAUAUCUAAAAGAGCCUAUGACUCCCAGGUUUCACAUUCUUUUCAUUUUGUUGGAUUAUCUUCUUGUUCGUACCCGACCUGACAGGCCUGGACUUGAUCUAACCUCCUGCUGUUCGCUUAAACAAGGAAUUGGAUUUUAUCCUGACAUUCAAGUUCAAGUUUUGGAGCAGGGGGAGGAUUUAAUAUGGGAAAGUGGAAUCCCAUAUACAAUUGUGAGGCCUUGUGCAUUAACUGAGGAGCUUGCCGGAGCAGAUCUCAUUUUCAACCAAGGAGACAAUAUAAUGGGUAAGAUAUCAAGAGAGGAGGUUGCUCAGAUUUGUGUUGCUGCGUUGGAAAGCCCCUAUGCAUCUGGCAAGACAUUUGAGGUUAAAAGUGUUGUGCCAUUUAGUGACCGUCAAAAUCCACCCCCCGAGAAGGACUACAAUGUUUACUUUAAAACUUUGAAAGAUGGAAUUACAGGAAAGGAAAUCCUCGAACAAGAUCCUGUACCAGUGUAA
Messenger RNA from Prunus armeniaca (apricot), 582 nucleotides. NCBI's taxonomy places the organism in Eukaryota, Viridiplantae, Streptophyta, Magnoliopsida, Rosales, Rosaceae. The record is from the annotation of a GenBank genome assembly.